GAGGUGAUUGGCUGAAGGCACUUCCGUUGAGCAUCUAGACGUUUCCUUGGCUCUUCUGGCGCCAAAAUGUCGUUUGUGGCAGGGGUUAUUCGGCGGCUGGACGAGACAGUGGUGAACCGCAUCGCGGCGGGGGAAGUUAUCCAGCGGCCAGCUAAUGCUAUCAAAGAGAUGAUUGAGAACUGUUUAGAUGCAAAAUCCACAAGUAUUCAAGUGAUUGUUAAAGAGGGAGGCCUGAAGUUGAUUCAGAUCCAAGACAAUGGCACCGGGAUCAGGAAAGAAGAUCUGGAUAUUGUAUGUGAAAGGUUCACUACUAGUAAACUGCAGUCCUUUGAGGAUUUAGCCAGUAUUUCUACCUAUGGCUUUCGAGGUGAGGCUUUGGCCAGCAUAAGCCAUGUGGCUCAUGUUACUAUUACAACGAAAACAGCUGAUGGAAAGUGUGCAUACAGAGCAAGUUACUCAGAUGGAAAACUGAAAGCCCCUCCUAAACCAUGUGCUGGCAAUCAAGGGACCCAGAUCACGGUGGAGGACCUUUUUUACAACAUAGCCACGAGGAGAAAAGCUUUAAAAAAUCCAAGUGAAGAAUAUGGGAAAAUUUUGGAAGUUGUUGGCAGGUAUUCAAUACACAAUGCAGGCAUUAGUUUCUCAGUUAAAAAACAAGGAGAGACAGUAGCUGAUGUUAGGACACUACCCAAUGCCUCAACCGUGGACAAUAUUCGCUCCAUCUUUGGAAAUGCUGUUAGUCGAGAACUGAUAGAAAUUGGAUGUGAGGAUAAAACCCUAGCCUUCAAAAUGAAUGGUUACAUAUCCAAUGCAAACUACUCAGUGAAGAAGUGCAUCUUCUUACUCUUCAUCAACCAUCGUCUGGUAGAAUCAACUUCCUUGAGAAAAGCCAUAGAAACAGUGUAUGCAGCCUAUUUGCCCAAAAACACACACCCAUUCCUGUACCUCAGUUUAGAAAUCAGUCCCCAGAAUGUGGAUGUUAAUGUGCACCCCACAAAGCAUGAAGUUCACUUCCUGCACGAGGAGAGCAUCCUGGAGCGGGUGCAGCAGCACAUCGAGAGCAAGCUCCUGGGCUCCAAUUCCUCCAGGAUGUACUUCACCCAGACUUUGCUACCAGGACUUGCUGGCCCCUCUGGGGAGAUGGUUAAAUCCACAACAAGUCUGACCUCGUCUUCUACUUCUGGAAGUAGUGAUAAGGUCUAUGCCCACCAGAUGGUUCGUACAGAUUCCCGGGAACAGAAGCUUGAUGCAUUUCUGCAGCCUCUGAGCAAACCCCUGUCCAGUCAGCCCCAGGCCAUUGUCACAGAGGAUAAGACAGAUAUUUCUAGUGGCAGGGCUAGGCAGCAAGAUGAGGAGAUGCUUGAACUCCCAGCCCCUGCUGAAGUGACUGCCAAAAAUCAGAGCUUGGAGGGGGAUACAACAAAGGGGACUUCAGAAAUGUCAGAGAAGAGAGGACCUACUUCCAGCAACCCCAGAAAGAGACAUCGGGAAGAUUCUGAUGUGGAAAUGGUGGAAGAUGAUUCCCGAAAGGAAAUGACUGCAGCUUGUACCCCCCGGAGAAGGAUCAUUAACCUCACUAGCGUUUUGAGUCUCCAGGAAGAAAUUAAUGAGCGGGGACAUGAGGUUCUCCGGGAGAUGUUGCAUAACCACUCCUUCGUGGGCUGUGUGAAUCCUCAGUGGGCCUUGGCACAGCAUCAAACCAAGUUAUACCUUCUCAACACCACCAAGCUUAGUGAAGAACUGUUCUACCAGAUACUCAUUUAUGAUUUUGCCAAUUUUGGUGUUCUCAGGUUAUCGGAGCCAGCACCGCUCUUUGACCUCGCCAUGCUUGCCUUAGAUAGUCCAGAGAGUGGCUGGACAGAGGAAGAUGGUCCCAAAGAAGGACUUGCUGAAUACAUUGUUGAGUUUCUGAAGAAGAAGGCUGAGAUGCUUGCAGACUAUUUCUCUUUGGAAAUUGAUGAGGAAGGGAACCUGAUUGGAUUACCCCUUCUGAUUGACAACUAUGUGCCCCCUUUGGAGGGACUGCCUAUCUUCAUUCUUCGACUAGCCACUGAGGUGAAUUGGGACGAAGAAAAGGAAUGUUUUGAAAGCCUCAGUAAAGAAUGCGCUAUGUUCUACUCCAUCCGGAAGCAGUACAUAUCUGAGGAGUCGACCCUCUCAGGCCAGCAGUGACCCAGAUGCUGAUUUCCCAAGGUCAAGGAUGUCUGAAGACAAUGUGCCAAUGUGCCCAGAUUCUUCUGGUUAAGGAUCUACUUGAGCCUCAGCCCUUAUGCUGUUUUUGUUUUCCAAGCUGGGAUAUGAAAAAGCAGAAAACCCAAUAGGGUAACAUUAAUCCAAGUCAACAUAGCAACCAGUAUCUUACCUAAUGGCCCUUCUCCUGCUGACUCCAAGACCUGAGCAGCUUCCUGAGACACAACAGUGAUGGCUCCAGCCACUGGUUCAUGACUGACAUCACCAUUGGGAGUGCCAUCGGGGAUUAUAACUAAGCCAUGUUUCUGCAGGGGGGAAAAACUCACCAUCACAAAAGGCCCAUAUGGAAGCAGGAAGCUCUGUGAGGUCACUCUGCAACAAUACAUGUUUGCUACAGGUAAAACCUGGUUAGAAUCAGUUACAUGAAAUAUAGCUCUGUGUAAGAAAUAGCUUAAACCUACCAAAUCUGGAUUAGAGAAUAAACACUGUAGUUUGUAUUUAGGCUAGGAAAGAUGGCAGGAUGAAAGGAAGGAAGAUAGAGAGUAAAACAGUGAGGGACCUGAAUUCCAGGCUAAUGCUAACAUACCUCUCCCGUCUUCACUGUCUCCUGCAGGUCAGCCAGCUCCUCUCUGAGCAUAUCUCGCUCAUUGCUAAGGCAGGCAAUGUAUUCUUUCUGUUUCUCUAGGGCCUGGUUUUAGGUAAGGUAGCAAGGGAAACAAUGGCACAGAAAAAGAGCAGGUGAAAGGUAGCAGAGAAGUACCUAAUUCAAAUAAGCAAAGAUAAAGGCAUAAAAAGCAAGAAAGCAGUCAAAAGAUUGGAAACAAACAGUCAGAUAUGGGAGGAAAUACAGAGUUACAUGGAUAUACAUCUCCAGAAGAGAGUUCUCAUAGAAACUGGUUCUCAUGCAUCAAUUUGGCAAAACAUGUUUAAUCACAUCAAGCAGGGAAAUAAAUCUUUUCCAGUCAAUGAAAAAAAUAAAACAGGAAAAGGAAGAUAAAGAGAGAAGCCAGAGUAAAAUAAAGCUUUCCUUACUGACUGCCUAAGUACAUUUUUAUUUGGUGAACAAAAAAAACCCCACAUUUCAUGUUUAACUAAACUAGUUUAUUCAAGAAUACAGUUGAUUUUUAAAAAAAUAGUUCUGGAAUAAAAAUAACUAUUAUACAUAGGUAUUUUAAUUUAAUACUGGCUGUAGAUUUUUCUCCAAGUAGUGUGGCAAAAUACUCAAAUACCACUUAAUUCAAAAUAGUUAACCUCCAAAAGGAUUCAAAGAUCAACUUCUGACAAUUUAAUUAAAUAUAACUGAGACUCAUUUGGCUUUCUGUUAUACUCCCAAAAUGUGAAAAACAAAAAUAAACACUGACAAAAUAAAUACAGCCAAGCUAUGAAGAGUUACAGAACAUGGAUUUCAGAAUCAGGCUUUUGGGUUCUGGCACAUACUUGUCCUAUGCCUCAGUUUCCUCACUGGAAAAACAGAAGGGAUAAUAGCACCCAUCCCAAGGGCAGAGGCAUAAAUCAAGGUAAAGCAUUGCCUGUAAUGCCUAGAUAGCAGGGACAGUUCAGGAGAAUCAGGUUGGUGAUUUCAUUUGUAAAUUCCCUGCCAUUUCCUUAAUCUCACAACUGUCAGCUGAGGACAAUGCAGAAGCAGGAACAUACUUUGGUCAUCAAUGAAAAAUAAAAUCUACUAUGAAAAAAUAAAAUCUAUUGUAAAAGAAAAUAACCCAGAAUUAAAAAUACACCCAAGGUAAGUAGUCUAUGCAGGAAUCUGAUAACUGGCCUAUUUGAAAAAGCCUUUCCCCAAAUAUUUUUGUUCAUAUAUUUAAUGUCUUCUGUUAGCAUUUCCAUUAAUCCAAGAAGUUAAACUAUAUCAGGUAACUUUCCUCUCAGUUCACUGGGUUUGAAAGUGGGACAGCGAAUUGCUGAGAAAUUGAUAGCUGAAUAGCUGGGCAAUUCAAAAAAUCAUUAUAAUCCUGUUUUGCAACCAAAUAGGGAGCAAGUAAAUAAGGGAUGAUAGCAACUAUGAUUUGUAUAGCACAAAUUAUAUGGCAGGCACUAUUUUAUAUAAUUUCUCUCUUAUACAUUAUUUUACAUUUGAAACCUCCACAUAUCCUGUGAGGUACUUGUAUUAUCCCCAUUUAACAGAUGAGAAAAUUGAGGCUCACAGUGGUUAUAUUUUUUCGCCCAAAGUCACAGUAAGUGGCAAAACCAGAAAAUGAAUCUGGUUGUUUUUGUUUCCAAAGCCCUUAAAUAGUUUUUUAAAUAUCACAGCUCUAUGAAGGCCACAUUAUAUUCCCUUAUUGUUAGCCCAGAUGAUGCUAGGAAAGGAGUCCAUACGGCAAAUCCUACUCUUUACUUAUCCAAACUGCAAUGUCAAUAUCUGACUUCUUUUCAACAAUUUACAUUCACACUAUAUGAUGUGUCUCAAGUCUGCCUGUGAAUUAACAAUGUGCAUUUCUAGCACCAUCUAGCUAGUGUUAACACUCCAUUAUGUUAAUAAUUAAUAAUAAAUGAAACAUUGGGAAAACAAA
Molecule: messenger RNA, 4715 nt
Organism: Pan troglodytes (chimpanzee)
Lineage: Eukaryota; Metazoa; Chordata; Mammalia; Primates; Hominidae
Gene: MLH1
Product: mutL homolog 1
Exons: 19
Coding region: 67-2172 (701 amino acids)
Biological process (GO): somatic hypermutation of immunoglobulin genes; mismatch repair
Cellular component (GO): MutLalpha complex
Molecular function (GO): ATP hydrolysis activity; ATP-dependent DNA damage sensor activity; mismatched DNA binding
Source: RefSeq, a predicted model, not a curated record